Marmota monax (woodchuck) is the source of this 2006-nucleotide messenger RNA. RefSeq names its product coiled-coil domain containing 152 (gene Ccdc152). NCBI's taxonomy places the organism in Eukaryota, Metazoa, Chordata, Mammalia, Rodentia, Sciuridae. The coding region runs from base 3 to 767 and encodes 254 amino acids. The transcript is spliced from 8 exons. The record is from RefSeq and is a predicted model, not a curated record.
GCAUGGAUCAAAGCAGUGAAGGAUGUAUGAAAAAGACUGGCAGUGUGAAUCUUGACAAACUUAUAAAUGACUUCUCACAAAUAGAAAAGAAAAUGAUAGAAACCAGUGGAAAGAACAAAAUCCUGGAUAUUCAGUUGGAAAAGACUAACUCUUUAUUAAAAGUAAUGCAAACAAAAGAAGUCUCAAUGAAAGAAGAAUGUGCUACUCUUCAUAAUAUGAUAAAAGGGCUACAACAGACCCUUGAAUAUCAACACAAUUUGAAAGGUGAGAAUGAACAAUUAAAAAGAAAUGCUGACCUUAUAAAAGAGAAGUUAAAAUCUCAUGAACUGGAAUAUAAGAAUAAUAUUGCUAAACUUGUGAAUGAAAUGAAAAUCAAAGGGAAGGAACAUAAGAUAGAAAUAAGCAAACUUUAUCAGGAUAUGCAGAAAAAAGUUGAAUUAAAUGAAGAAAAGCACAAGGAACUAAUAGAGAAAAAGGAGAUGGAAAUAUCAGAGUUAAAUGCAAAGUUAAGAACUCAAGAAAAGGAAAAACAAAGUGAAAUAAUCAAACUACAGCUAGAGUUUGAUGCCAAACUAGCAAGACUUCAGACCAAAUCAAAAUCAUAUACAGAUGCUACUGUUUUGCCACAGAGUAUCUACAGAAGGAAGCUUCAGCAUCUUCAAGAAGAAAAAAACAAGGAGAUUGCAAUUCUUCGUAAUAACAUUCGUGAUUUAGAACAGCGCCUUUCUGUUGAAAAAGAUUCUCACCUUAAGCGUAGACGGUUUUGAGCACAGCUAUAAAUUCCUUAUUACUAUUUAAUUUAUUUAAAGACAAUGGAAAAUUUAUUUCUAUGUUCAGUAUAAGCAUACUACCUAAAUAAUAAAAUUAAAAACAACUUUAAACUUUUUUAUUGAGUUUAUUUAGACACAUCCAUAUCUUAGCCAUCUGCAUACUACAUUCUUGCUUAACAGUAUUAUCCAUAAAGGAGUUCAAGUUUAGAGGGUUUAAUUUCCCUAUUAAACCAUCAUUGACUAUGGAAAUACUCUAGGAAAUCUAAAAGAUAGACAACAUUCUUUUCUUUCCCAUUUCGUCUUUCAAGACAGCCAAAUAACUGUAUCAUACUCUUCAAAUUCAGAAGAGUGUGAUACAGUGUUAAAGAAAGAAAAUAAGAUACAAAGCCUUUAUUUGUAGAUGAUAGUAAAAAUCAAGAUAUGAGUAUUAGAUACAAAAAAGUAAGCAGAUAUUAAAAAUGUAGUCACAUAUAUUUUCUUAGCAAAAUAGUCAUGUGUUAAGUAUUUCUGGAUCUUAAACAGAAUCCACCUCUUUCUUUAAAGUUUUAAUCAGUUAAAAAUGUAAGAUUAAAAGAUAAUAUUAUUUUGAGAGAUAAGUAAAGAAAAGUGGAAAACAUGUCUUCGUUGUUCUUCCUCCAUUCUAAGUUACUAACUAUCCAACAGAAACCCCUAGGUCAUAGUUUACGUUUCUGUUCUCAUCAAUGCAAAUAGAAUACUGGAAAAAGAAAAAGAAAGACAUAUUAACCAAAAGCUGCAAUCACUUUUCAGUUGCCUCCUAAUAAAAAUAUUGUUUGGGUCAAAAUUUCUAUGGCAUAAAAUUUAAAAUUUAGAAACCAGUAUAGUAGAUUUCUCUGUUUGCACAUUAUCCAAUUCCUGGCUUUGGUUCACUAAUUAUUAAUUACAUGACUUGUAAAAAUGCUGGAAAUGAAAUUGUGUCUAGACCGGCUUGGGGAGUACAUCUUAUUUUAAACAUUUAGUUUGAAUGUCAUUUUCACUUUUUUGCCUUAUUUUUUCAGCUUCAAUUGGUGCCAACUUCUGUGGGAUCAAGCUGCUGACUUCUUUGUCAGGCAGCUGGAGGCAUUCGUCACUGACAAGAUUCAAUGACAUUCUCCUCUGCCCUAAGUCCCUGUCAGCUACAUAAAGAUGGGAGGUUUUCAGCACACUGUCAGGUGAUUGCAGACUCUCUUUUUUCAAAUAUCAGAUGUCGACAAUGGCAGCAACAGCUACUAGAAGCUG